Messenger RNA from Drosophila willistoni, 484 nucleotides. Its product is annotated as pupal cuticle protein C1B. The transcript is spliced from 2 exons. NCBI's taxonomy places the organism in Eukaryota, Metazoa, Arthropoda, Insecta, Diptera, Drosophilidae. The coding region runs from base 1 to 423 and encodes 140 amino acids. The record is from RefSeq and is a predicted model, not a curated record.
AUGAAAUUCUUCGCCGUCUGCUUCUUCGCUGUUGUGGCUGUCGCCGCUGCCAAGCCUGGAAUAUUGGCUGCUGCUCCUCUGGCCUACACUGCUCCAGCUGUCGUAGGUAGUGCCGCCUAUGUGGCUCCCUAUGCCUCCAGCUUCAACGCUCAUCAGGUAGCCCACAGUGCUGCCUUCCCAGCUGCCUACACCGCCCCGAUUGCCGCUCCUCUGGCCGCCGCUGCCUACACUGCUCCAGUUGCUGCCUACUCUGCUCCUUUGGCUGCUGCUGCCUACUCCGCUCCUCUGACCGCUGCUUACACUUCUCCCUUGGCUUAUUCUGCUCCUUUGACCGCUGCCUACACAGCACCCUUCGCUGCUGCCGCUUACGGCGCUCCCAUUGCUCCAUUGGCCGCCCCUGCACCUGUGAUCCUGAAGAAGUAAGCAUCAGCAACCAACUCUUGUCCCGUGACCGUGUAAAUAAGUUUUUUUUUUUUUUAUACUA